Amphimedon queenslandica is the source of this 1180-nucleotide messenger RNA. RefSeq lists its product as uncharacterized. The transcript is spliced from 8 exons. Bases 35 to 1123 code for a protein of 362 amino acids. NCBI's taxonomy places the organism in Eukaryota, Metazoa, Porifera, Demospongiae, Haplosclerida, Niphatidae. The record is from RefSeq and is a predicted model, not a curated record.
CCUUAGACUACCACGCCCACCCACGUGCUACCUUAUGGAUAACUCUAAAGUCUUCUUGAUAGCUGAAAGGCUCCAACUUUUAAGAAUAAAAUACGAAAGACUAAUACAAGUAUCUACUGCUAUUCUUGAACCUUGGCCAUCAAAAGAGAAGCCACUCCCACAAGAACCCUCUUCCUCUCUACCUGAAAAUGGUGUACCUGUGUCUCCUCAAGUACCGUCACCUGAAAUACAAAAUAUUGAUAAAAUACUGGCCGUAGCUCAAAAGGUUCGUGGAGGUGGUCAUUUUAAAGAGGCUACAAAAACAUCCACAACCUGUAAAGAGAGCCUUAAAAAAGCAAAGUCUGUAUACAAGACUGAGAAACCUUUGACGUCUUCAAGUGUUCAUUCAACUACAUCUAAGAGUUUUGGUGGUAGGAGUGUAGCUAAAAGAAGAAAAGAGAAAGGAGAAAGUGGAUUUCAUGUAUCUUCUUUUGUCCCUCCAUCUCCUCCCCACCUGGAGGAUACAAAGGAACAAGAAGAGCUGUUUACUUUAAAAUAUAAAGGCGGGAGUCUUGAAUUACCAAGUAAAUAUAGACGUUUGAGAAGCAUAAUCUCAAAAUUUAAAGAGACUAGUUUUAAAAUCCAUGAUGACAAUGAUGAAACUAAGGAUGACAUUUUUCUUCAAAAUAUGAAGACCUCAAAUAAAGAAGAGAGAGUAAAGUAUGCCAAGCUCUGCCUGCUAAAAGAAGAGCUGACUCUUUUAAAAGAACACUUAUCAAUGCCUCUUAAUGAUAGCAAGGGCUCAUCAAUUAUCGAUUUAGAGGAUGCAUUGGAGUCUAAAUAUAAGCUAGAGCUGCUCCUACAAUCAUUUGACAGAUUAGUUAUUGAUAGUGAUGAACUCUGUGAUGUGAAAGAACCUUAUCAUGAAUCUGGUGUAAAAUCAUUGUCUCUUGAUUUGGAGUAUAUUCAAUUGAUGCUUGAUAGUGAGUUUCUUCUGCUAUGUACCUCUCAUCUCAUACCUUUACUACAUUCAAUGGACCAGUCUGAUCAGAGGUACACACAAUUAUUUCACUCCAUACAGAACAUUGCUGGUCUAAAUAAAACUAUAAUUGUUUCAGUUGAUAUUGACAGAAAUAAAAAAUAGCAAUAAUACCUAAUAUAAUUUAAAAUUCUAUUAAUGUUCUCUAGUGUCUCCAUCCAA